GUAAUGGUAAUUGGGGAGKAUGGUCUUCAUGGAGUCGAUGCAGUGUAAUAUGUGGUACAGGAACUCGUACAAGAACACGCCUGUGUGAUAACCCUCCACCUAGAUUUAAAGGUAAACCGUGUCCAGGAAGCAGCCAAAGCUCUGAAGAAUGUAGAAGUUGUGGGUUAGGUUCCRACGAUUGUGAGUCUGUCGACGCUGACGCACGAUGCAGUGAUGUGUGCAGGCUGCCUAACCACAGGUAGCCCAACCUGGCUGCCUGUGUUAGUUGGUAUUGUCAUAAACAAGACUCGAAACGUUUUAAUCUUAAAUUAAAUAAAACGCACUAA
Messenger RNA from Exaiptasia diaphana, 326 nucleotides. Its product is annotated as thrombospondin-1. Lineage: Eukaryota; Metazoa; Cnidaria; Anthozoa; Actiniaria; Aiptasiidae. Gene Ontology annotation, molecular function: protein binding. The record is from RefSeq and is a predicted model, not a curated record.